Molecule: messenger RNA, 3138 nt
Organism: Polyodon spathula (Mississippi paddlefish)
Lineage: Eukaryota; Metazoa; Chordata; Actinopteri; Acipenseriformes; Polyodontidae
Product: ras and EF-hand domain-containing protein-like
Exons: 17
Coding region: 369-2489 (706 amino acids)
Molecular function (GO): GTP binding; GTPase activity; calcium ion binding
Source: RefSeq, a predicted model, not a curated record
AUAGGGGCAGUAAAGUAUAUCUAACCCGGGAGAAUGGUCACAUAGAUCACUGUAUAAAGGUCUAUGACAAUAAAUAAUUUAGGGAAUUUUGGUGUUUCUUCAAAUGUAUUUUUAAACCGAAAGCAGUUGAGAGCAUUUUUACCUGGAUGCAAGGUGAAUUUCAAACGGUGCAGUUCGAAUUCCUACGUGGUGACUGCAGACUUUCAUAGCGUCAGACGCGCUGUGGAGUAUUAGAGGGGCUGUUUGAUAAUCUGCAGUCUUGUUUUUUUCUUACAAAUCAACCCCUUGAAGGAUAGAACACUUUUUAAUGAUAAAUAAAGGGAUCUUUUCAUAAAGCACAUUUUCGAGACUUUUUUUUGUAUUGCCUAAUGGAGGACGAAGAGGAUUUGGACAGACUGCGCUUGCUUUUUCACGCUUGUGAUGCGAAUAAUUCGGGGAGGAUAGAAAAAGAGGAGUUUUUCUCAGUUUGCUUAGAGUUGAAGGUUCAGCCCGCUGAGAUCGAGUCUAUUUUUGCCAAGCUGGACGUGGACAGGGACGGAUCAAUCGACUUUGAGGAGUUUGCUAACGGAUUUGAAGGAGUAUCAGACCUGAUCGACCUGGGAAGGAUGGAAAGCGAUAAUGAUGGUCACAACUUCAGACAGGCAUGGGAGGCAUUUCAGCAGAGACUUGGAGAAGAGGCUAAAUUCAUUCCGAGAAAUGAACAAGUUGCUACCUUGCACCAGAACAUCAACCUAACAGAACCCAGACUGGUGCAUCACUACGAGCGGGUUGUCAUGAACUUCAUUCGAGAAAUUAAGCUGCAAAACUCAGAAAUGGAGAAUCUGGCACUAGCUGUGAAAAGAGCCCAGGAUAAAGCAGCUAUGCAGCUGCGUGAAAUGGAGGAGGAAAUGGACCAGCGGAUACAGGCAUCUGAGAACAAAAUUAGACAAGAAGAAACCAGAAAAGCUGAAGCUGCUCUAGGUGACAUUAAGCGUCAGUAUGAUUCAGAAGUCUCUGAACUGCAGGUCAGAAUGAAGAAAAUGAAAAUGAUAGAAGAACAAUACAAACAUAUCAAUCUGAAGGAUGAAGUUGUUGGAUUAAAAAGGAAAAUCAAUGAGUUAACGCUGGAAAACCAGCAACUGAAAAGAGAACUCCUUGAGUCUCAAACAAACAUUGCAUUCCUUCAGAGUGAGCUGGAUUCUUUGAAAUGUGAAUACACAGAUCAGAGUAUGAACCUGGAACAGGAUAAAGCAAUGAUAAAAGAGUAUACAGACGAAAGAGAAAACCUUACCCGACAAAUAGAGAUACUUCAGUCAGCUAACAGGAAACUCCAUGACAGCAACGAUGGUCUAAGAAGUACACUGGAAAAUAGUUUAAGCAAAUACAAUAAAUCUCUGCGUGUUCAUAACACCUCCCCAGGAAAUACCAUUUCUCAAUCAAGUCUGAAGUUUAGUGGUCGACAGUCUCCAUUUUAUGAUAGGUUCUCUCAUUCUUCUUACAUGGAUGAGGACUGUGACAUGCUGGCGAUGUGUGACCCGAUGCAUAGUGUAAGCUGUGAGGUGGAGAGCCUAGCAGAGAGCUGCUUGGACAGUGGCCUCUCAACCCUGCGAGACUCCAACGACUACGACUCCGAGGUGGAGUUCAGGCUUCAAAAGAACUUCCGAAGGUCACACAAGAUGCCAGAGAACUUCGGGGGAUAUGCUUCUGAUACAGACGUGCCGGAGAUUCAUGAUGAAGUGGCUUACAGUUCUGACGGCAACAGUUCAGUGCUAGACUGGAAACCACCAACGCCGAUCAGCAGGAUAGGUUCUUCAGCUUCCGUCUCAACGCGAAAAUGCAUCUCCGCUAUAUCACCACAAGCAGACAAUAGAGAUAGCAAUUCUGAAUACCCUCAUUCUGAGAAAGCCUACAAGGUGGUCUUAGCUGGAGAUGCAGCCGUGGGCAAGUCCAGCUUCCUGCUGAGGCUUUGUAAAAAUGAGUUCCGUUUAAACACUAGUGCCACACUAGGUGUUGACUUUCAAAUGAAGACACUGGUUGUUGAUGGGGAACCUACAGUUUUACAGCUGUGGGAUACUGCGGGACAGGAAAGAUUUCGAAGUAUUGCAAAAUCCUAUUUCAGACGAGCGGAUGGAGUUUUAUUAUUGUAUGAUGUAACCUGUGAAAAAAGUCUCCAGAACAUACGAGAAUGGGUGGACAUGAUUGAGGACGUAUCCCAAGGUGAGAUCCCCAUCAUGCUAGUGGGAAACAAGGCAGAUCUGCGUAAGCAAGCCAUAGAGGAAGGAAUAAAGUGUAUCCCAACCAGCUAUGGAGAAAAGCUUGCAAUGGCCUACAAUGCCUUGUUUUGUGAAGCCAGUGCUAAAGACGGUUCAAAUGUUAUUGAAGCUGUGCUUCACCUGGCUCGCGAUGUGAAAAAGCGGAGCAACAAGGAAGAGGAUUUAGAAUCAGUAACCAACUUAUCAGGCGUGAAUAGCAAGAAACCAACAAACAUGAAGACAUGUUGCACAGUCUAAAAGAUAUCAAAUCAGGACUGCUGUUGGAAGAAGCUUUUUAAAAACAUAUUGACUAAGGGAUGAGUGCAGCAUCAUGAGGUUUCUUUGGGUCAGCAUCUACAUGAGGAUGGAACCUUGAAUGAGAGCCAUAAUCUGUCAGUUUCUGGAAACAUUAUUAAAACAUUAUUACUAUGACCUACCUACAGUAGCUAUGUACAUUUAAAAAUGCAAAAUGGACCGGUCCUCCAUAUAUCCCCUGAUUUUGAUACUCUCAAUAACUUGCUCAAAAAUAUCCUAACCAUCAAUUGCAUGAGCAAUUCACUAAUAUGUAAAAAAGUAUAACGAAUGUAGUCUGUCUAGAGUGAUAUGAAUUCACAGUGGGGUAUAAUAAAUGGAUCAGAUAUUUCUUUUAACCUGAUUGGUAAAUACGAGGGCUUUAAUCUCUGGUAAAGGACCUUGAAUGUUAUCUUUCAAACUAUGUUUAAUCACUGUUCCAAAUCAAUCCAUCAGAAAAAUAGUUUAAUACAGUAUUCGUGCAUUUUACCUUUUUCUGCUUCAUGAAAGACAAUGCCACCUCUUGUACAUGCCCUCUGAAUGUUCUCUGUCAAUGUACAUUAAGACAGCUUCCUCACUGCCCUAUGCACGCCAUCUGUCUAUUUAAAUUUAGUAU